Molecule: messenger RNA, 3378 nt
Organism: Staurois parvus
Lineage: Eukaryota; Metazoa; Chordata; Amphibia; Anura; Ranidae
Source: the annotation of a GenBank genome assembly
GAGAUCCGCAGUCAGCUGGUGGAGCAGUUCAAGUGCCUGGAGCAGCAGUCGGAGUCGCGGUUGGCCCUCCUCCAGGACCUGCAGGAGUUCUUCCGCAGGAAAGCUGAGAUCGAGCUGGAAUACUCCCGGAGCCUGGAGAAGCUGGCCGAGAGGUUCUCCUCCAAAAUCCGCACCGCCCGGGAGCAGCACCACUUCAAGAAGGAUCAGCAUCUCCUGUCCCCGGUGAACUGCUGGUAUCUGGUUCUGGCCCAGACACGGCGGGAAAGUAAAGACCACGCCACCUUGAAUGACCUCUUCCUCAACAACGUCAUUGUUCGCCUGUCACAUAUCAGCGAGGAUGUCAUCCGUCUCUUCAAAAAGAGUAAGGACAUCGGGCUGCAGAUGCAUGAAGAACUGGCGAAGGUCACCAAUGAACUUUAUACUGUGAUGAAGACGUACCACAUGUACCAUGCUGAAAGCAUCAAUGCAGAGAGCAAGCUGAAGGAUGCCGAAAAGCAGGAGGAGAAACAGUUUAGCAAAUCAGCGGACCUCGGGCCCAACGCCCUGCGGCAUGAAGACCGAGCUCAGAGACGGAGCUCUGUGAAGAAGAUUGAGAAGAUGAAGGAAAAGCGACAAGCCAAGUAUUCGGAGAACAAGCUGAAAUGCACUAAGGCCAGGAACGAGUACCUGCUCAACUUGGCGGCAACUAAUGGCUGCAUCAGCAAAUACUACAUCCAUGACGUGUCCGAUCUCAUAGAUUGCUGUGAUCUGGGCUUUCAUGCCAGCCUCGCCCGCACCUUCCGCACAUACCUCUCAGCUGAGUACAACCUGGAGACUUCCCGGCAUGAAGGCCUUGACAUCAUCGAGAAUGCUGUGGAUAAUCUGGAUGCUCGAAGUGACAAGCACAAAAUCAUGGACCUCUAUAACCAGGUCUUCUGCCCGCCACUGAAGUUUGACUUCCAGCCUCACAUGGGUGACGAGGUGUGUCAGGUGAGUGCUCAGCAGCCGGUACAGAUGGAACUCCUCGUGCGAUAUCACCAGCUGCAGUCACGUCUCACCACGCUGAAGAUUGAAAACGACGAGGUGAAGAAGACCUUAGAUGCCACCAUGCAGACCCUGCAGGACAUGCUGACCGUUGAGGACUUUGAUGUCUCUGAUGCCUUCCAGCACAGCCGCUCCACCGAGUCCAUCAAACUGGCCGCCUCGGAGACCUACAUGAGCAAACUGAACAUCUCCAAACGCAGAGCCAACCAGCAAGAGACGGAGAGCUUCUACUUCACGAAAUUCAAAGAAUAUCUGAAUGGAAGUAAUCUGAUCACCAAGCUGCAGGCCAAGCAUGACCUCCUGAAGCAGGCCCUGGGAGAAGGUGAGAGAUUGGCGCGUCUGUGUAUGACCAUGCCCCCGACUCUGCCCCCUAAGCCCCAGAAAAUGAGGAAGCCCCGGCCUCGCUCCCUUUAUAGCCAUAUGCUCUUUAAUGGGAAUAUGGAGCUCUUUAUCAAGGAUUCCGGUCAGGCGAUUCCUCUGGUGGUUGAAAGCUGCAUCCGAUACAUUAACUUGUAUGGUCUGCAGCAGCAGGGGAUAUUCCGAGUCCCCGGAUCUCAGGUCGAAGUCAAUGACAUCAAGAAUUCAUUUGAAAGAGGAGAGGACCCGCUGGUGGAGGACCACACCGAGAGGGACAUCAACUCUGUGGCCGGGGUACUGAAGCUCUACUUCCGGGGUCUGGAGAAUCCGCUCUUUCCCAAGGAAAGAUUUCAAGACUUGAUAUCUACUAUUAAGAUAGAGAAUUCGGCAGAGAGGGUUCACCACAUCCGACAGAUCCUCAUCACUUUACCCCGGGCCGUCCUGGUGGUCAUGAGAUAUCUAUUCGCUUUCCUCAACCACUUGUCCCAGUAUAGUGAUGAGAAUAUGAUGGACCCGUACAAUCUGGCCAUCUGCUUCGGACCAACGCUGAUGCCCAUUCCAGAUGGACAAGACCCUGUGUCCUGCCAAGCACACGUCAACGAGGUCAUCAAAAGCAUCAUCGUCAACCACGAGUCCAUCUUCCCCAGCCACCGGGAACUGGAGGGGCCCGUCUACGAGAAGUGCAUGACGGUGGACGUGGAGUACUGUGACAGCCCGCACAGUGAGCCAGGCGCCAUUGAAGAAGGGGACCAUGAUAACGGUACUGAGCCUCACACAAGUGACGAAGAGGUGGAGCAGAUUGAAGCCAUCGCUAAGUUCGACUACUCGGGACGCACACCUCGAGAAUUGUCCUUUAAAAAAGGGGCGUCCCUGCUCCUCUACCACCGAGCAUCGGAGGACUGGUGGGAAGGCCGGCACAAUGGGGUGGACGGUCUGAUACCCCACCAGUAUAUCGUGGUCCAGGAUCUCGAUGACGCCUUCUCAGACAACCUGAGCCAAAAAGCGGACAGCGAGGCAAGCAGCGGGCCACUCCUGGAUGAUAAAUCCUCAUCCAAGAAUGACAUCCAGUCACCCACCGAGCACCUACCAGAGUACAACUUUGCUGGGGUCUUGGGCAGGGUUAGACUCCGUUCCGAUGGAGCUGCCAUACCACGCCGGAGAAGUGGAGGUGAAAACCAUAGCCCACCCCGGCCUCUUGGCCCAUGCAUUGACACCCCUCCCCGCGCGGCUGCCUGUCCCAGCAGUCCCCACAAGUUGUCCCUGAGCCGCGGACGUGUGGACAGCCCUGAAAAGCGCAGGAUGGCGACAUUUGGAAGUGCUGGGAGUAUCAAUUAUCCCGAACGGAAGGGACUGGCUGAUGGGAUAUGCCUGCGUUCUGUGACUGGAGGCACGAGGCACAGCAGCCUUGGAGACCACAAAUCCCUGGAGGCAGAGGCUCUGGCUGAGGACAUUGAGAAGACAAUGAGCACAGCCCUGAAUGAACUACGUGAACUGGAACGUCAGAAUACGGCUAAACAAGCACCAGAUGUUGUCCUGGACACUCUAGAACCCAUGAAGAAUCCUACACUUGGAACCCCAAAUUCUGAGCCAGUCAGUCCCCUGCACACCAUCAUGAUACGGGAUCCCGAUGCUGCAAUGCGGAGGAGCAACUCUUCCAAUACCGAAAUGAUGACCACUUUCAAGCCAGCGUUGUCUGCUCGCCUGGCUGGAUCCCAGCUCAGGCCUCCACCGGUAAGGCCAGCCCGGCCGAUGGUCCAGCACCGAUCUAGUAGCAGUAGUAGUUCUGGGAUGGGAAGUCCAGCCCUUACCCUACGGAAAAAAUAUUUCCCAGCAAUUCUUCGGAAAAGUCGGGGACCAUGUGAUCAUCUCUACUGGGCCUUAUUGGGAAUCCAUUAUGGCAAAGUCCAGUAUGUGUGUCAAGGGAGGACACUCUCUGGAAUUUAUACCCAUCAAACUCCUCCACUUAUCCUGGAGGAUUCUCUUGAUCACCUCUCAUAG